AUGUCCAAAAGAGUGAAGAAGAACGCCAUUAUGAUCCCAUCUCCACGGAGCGGUGGUUACCGAAGCUUCUUCAACUCUCUACCUCCUUACCCGCCAAUUACCAAGCUCCUUCAAGGUAUCUUCAAGUAUACGGAUAAGUUGCAAAUCUGUGAAAGCUUGGCAAAGAGCGGCGUUAUGAUCUACCCUUUAUUUUCUCCCGUGGAGCACCUUUUCAAAGGCUCAUAUGCAUUGUUUGCAAUAGCCGUUUAUGACCACACGUUGGUCGAGGAUUUCGCGAAGCCCGUCUUCAUGGUCGAAUCCGCCAAAGCCUCAACAGAUUUUUCAAACCUUGUAAACUUUUUUAAAAGUGAACACCUCUUUGCAAAACUCAUGAAGCCUCUAUCUUCAUUUUCUUGCAAAGCAAUCCGACUAAAAUCAAGGAGAUGUGGAGGGGAGAAGCUUCCGCCUGAUACCAACGGUAAGAGCUCCACAUGCGGUGUAGCGAUGCAGAGUAGAAAAGGGAGAUCUACGGCGAAGAACGAGAGAGACAAGUAGAUAGAUCUGAGACCGAAAAUUGUGGCGGUUCCACGAGAUCUUUGUCGAUGGGGGAGGUAUAUUUGAUCCGGCAAAGCGAAGCCAACGUCGAAGGUCUCUGUUUUCUAUUCCCUACUAUUUUCUCUCUUUCAUGACUGAGCAAGGAUCUCUUCAACAAAAACGAGAUCGGCUCUCUUCCUCCUUCUCAAAACAACUCUACAGUGGCGGCAUGGCAACAAAUUUUGGAUCACCAUCUCGUUUGGCUGUCCUAUUUCAGCGAGAAUCUGCAGUUUUGGACGGCGGCUCGAUCAUGUUUUUUGAUUGAGA
This is a messenger RNA of Arabidopsis thaliana (thale cress), 840 nucleotides long. Its product is annotated as Beta-galactosidase related protein. Lineage: Eukaryota; Viridiplantae; Streptophyta; Magnoliopsida; Brassicales; Brassicaceae. The coding region runs from base 1 to 534 and encodes 177 amino acids. The transcript has 2 exons. The record is from RefSeq and is marked reviewed.